Ceratitis capitata (Mediterranean fruit fly) is the source of this 9842-nucleotide messenger RNA. RefSeq names its product protein shank (gene Prosap). The record is from RefSeq and is a predicted model, not a curated record. Gene Ontology annotation, molecular function: synaptic receptor adaptor activity; ionotropic glutamate receptor binding. NCBI's taxonomy places the organism in Eukaryota, Metazoa, Arthropoda, Insecta, Diptera, Tephritidae. The transcript has 11 exons. Gene Ontology annotation, cellular component: postsynaptic membrane; dendritic spine; postsynaptic density. Bases 3326 to 8869 code for a protein of 1847 amino acids.
AUCAUAACUUCGAGGUCGUAGUUAACUUCGUCUAUCUAGGGACCAGCUUAAACACCAAUAAUAACGUCAACCUCUAAAUCUAACACAGAAUCAAUCUUGCCAACAGGUGCUACUUUGGACUAAGUAGGCAGUUGAAAAGAAAAGUCCUCUCUCAGCGAACGAAAAUCAAACUCUAAAAGUCGCUUAUCAUUCCCGUCCCACCAUAUGGCGCAGAAGAAAAGUUUUUCGAACGAUUUAUGGUCCUUCGCGCAUUGACAACGGCGAAUACCACAGACAAUGGAACGAUGCCCCAUCGAAAAAGCAUCUAAGGUCAUGAUAUUUAGUAAUAUACAAUACAUAUCGACAAAUAAAUAUUGUCAACGAAAAUCAUAGUUUGUAGGCUGAGGAAUAUAUCAUAUAGCCCCCAUACAACCAAUUUGUUCAGAGGUUUUGAGUCAAAAAAUCUAAUAAAUAUUGACAACGAAAAUCGGAAAACUGUAUCAAAUAGCCCCUCCAACCAGUUUUUCAGAUACGAAAAUUAAUAUCUAAUCCUAAAAUGAAACUUCGCCAUUGCAAAAGACAGCUUUUUUCCUGUUUUGUUGAAAGAUAAUUGUUCGCCUUUUAAUAAACAAAUUUCCUGUAACACAGUGUCACUUUCGGAUUCUCUGAGAUGAGCAUACAUUUUGAAAACGAACUGACGAUUACGUACUGAAAUGAAUACAAAAAAUACUGGACUUUUUUACACAUCUUUGACAAGCAUGGCAUUCUGAAUUAAAAACAAACCUUUUAUAUAUUCAUAAGUUGCAUACGUAUACAUACAUCAAUACUCGUAAAUAUGUUUAUGUGCAUACUAUAUGUGUAAAUGUGCAACAUUGAACAACAUGGAUAGCUUCUUAUUCUGUAUCUAUGCAUACACUUCAACCUUGCUUUCAGGAUGCUUUUGUACGAAGCACUUCUCAUGUUAAUGACCUUUUUAUAAGGACCCAGGUGUGGGCAUGUAACCCCUCCUAUUCACAAGCUAUCUGUCAGUUCAAACAUUGAAUUUACAGUGUACUCUAUAGCCAAAAAUUCUUUGAGUAAGAACAUGUUUUAUCAUGUGCAAUAUUUUCGUGGGUUUGGUUUAAUAAUAUUUUGCGAAACAAAAUUGGAUAUACUAUCAAAAAAUUCUAUUCUUCUGUAAGUUUCUUCUUCUUCGUCUGUAAGUUUUCAUGGUAUCUCUAAAAGAAACGCUUCAAAAGCUAGAAUCAUCCUACUUGAAAUCGCGUUAUAAAAGAAAACAAAAUUUCUUUCGAUUAUUUCGAUAAAGAAAAAAAAUAUAAAAGGAAAAUGAGAACUUCAAGUUUGUGAAGAUAGGCAGCAAACAUCGUGAUAGUAAUACGGUGCACCGACGUCACUAUAAUACAUUUUCUUCAGCUCUUCUGUGUUUUUGCUGUUCACGGUGUUUUAUAUUCUUAUUCUGGUGCUACAGCCCAAUAAUCACGAAAAGCUACGCUUGUGUCAUAUCGAAUUAGAGACUUAAUUUAGAACUUUAGCCAAGCUACAGUACUCGUAAAUCAUAAUUCUAAAAAUUUUAUUUGUAAAAUACUGUUUCUUUUAUCUUUGUUAAAGUGUUGUGAUUUUAUUUCAGACUGCAAUGGAACAAAAUAAACACCUGUCUUUAAAGUGAUUAUGUAUAAAAUUGAAUUGGUGUUGAAUUUUUUUUGGUUUGGUUAUCUUUUCUGUAUUUCCGAGUGUGUGUUUUGAAGUGAAAACUCCAUCAACCGUUUAGGGGGAUGCGGCUCAAAAUCAAACCAUGCAAAGAAGCAGAACCUCCACCCAAGCACAUUAGAAACGGAGUACAUAGAAGCCUUAAACUUACCAAGAGUCCGUCAACACCUUCAUUGUUAUCUCGCAGUCAAACUGCUUCGAGAGUCUCGCGUAAUACUGGUGUGGAUAUUGUAGCAAAUUAAACUUCUACUUUUCCAGACUCUACCUUAACAUACCGAUCGUAUGUCCGCACUGCACUAACCACCUCUUUGCGUGUCCCCUACAGCCAACUUAUCUGAUUCCCCCCUCCCUCUGAUCCAAACCCGCCGAAACAACUCGGUUUGCAGUCCUACUGUUAGAUGACAUCGAUGACUUAGACGCUAAAUAUAUUUUAUUUAUUUUUCGAAGAGAGACAGAAAUUAGAAAAAUUUACUAAAUUUUUUAUUUAAACUCGAGCCAUGACCAUCCGAAUGUUAGUACGCGCUGUUAACCACUCGGUUAUUGCAGCCGCCAAUUAUUAUAGGAAAUACUUCUCUAGCUUGCUGAAUAGAUUUGAAAGCGUAACACCCAUUAGAUUCUGAUGUACAAGACGUUCCAAUACCCUACUAUGACGAAGUUCAAAUAGCGAUUGCCCACUUAAGGAAUAACAAAGUUUGGAAAGCCGAUAGCUUACCGGCUGAGCUAUUUAAAUAUAGCGGAGAAAAACCGACAAAUAAACAGGUCCACAAAAACGAGAAUCGCUAACUACCGUGGGAUAAUCCACCACUUAUUGUGUGAUAGAUUAAAGUCUACGGUCGACAAAACUGAUGGGGGUAUUAUCAGUGUGGCUUAAGAUCAGCCCCGGUGGGUAGUGAACAAAGCGAAAUCUACAAUGAUGACGUUGAUGAAUUCUGUACUCAAGGUAAAGGCUUUGCUGAAGGUUUAUGGUCUAUUGAUCAUUGGCAACGACGAGCACUGCAAACGAUGAAAUGAUAAGCUGCUAUUGGCGAGAUAUACGUAUUAAAUGUUUUAACCAGUUCAAUUUCAGAACAAUUACAAGAGAUCUAACUUGUUUAAGAACUUAUUUUUGCAUUUAAAAAGUUCCAACUGAUUUAGCUUGUUUAGCCUGCAGAUUUCAACAUACUGUAAGCUAUGUUCUAAAAAUUGAUAUUUUUUGAUACUGCUUAUAUAAUAUUACACGUUUCACACAUUUUUAGCGUUAUUUUCAUGUACCAAUGUACAUAUUUUGAUACAAACCGAAACAUACUUAUCAAUAAAAAGAACAAUUAAAAUUGCUUAAACUAAAAUUAAUUUUCUAUUGCUCGUCUAGAAUGCGACACUAGUGAAAAUUGGUUAUGUAAGAUAAAACCUUCUCUUCUAAUGAAAAUUUAAAAUUUUUCCUUUUCUAGAUAUUCGGAACAACAAAAUGAAUGACGCCAUAACAGAUAAAUAGCAUCCUAAAACAUAGGAGUUAUUUGAACUCGUUACACAAAAGAAAAAAAUUAAAGUUAAAGCUAAGUCACGUAAAGAAGAAAAUAAUAUAUUUAUAUCUUCAUUAAAAAACGUCAAAAUUACGUCUUACCAUCCACCCACGCCGAAAGUCAAACAAAACCCGGCCAAUAUGGACUCUAGUUCUGGGCCGGGGUUUGACGACGAACCGCCACCAGAACCUAGAGACGGUUGGCUACUAGUAAGGGUUCAUGUCCCCGAACUAAACGUAUAUAAAUGCCUGCAAUUUCCAUCGGAUCGUUUGGUUUGGGAUGUCAAGCAACAGGUGCUCUCCUCAUUGCCAAAGGAACUAAAAGAAAGUUUUAAUUACGGACUAUUUUGUCCGCCUUCAAAUGGUAAGGCAGGAAAGUUUCUCGAUGAAGAGCGGCGCCUGGGCGACUAUCCGUUCAAUGGCCCUGUUGGCUACUUGGAGCUCAAAUACAAGAGACGGGUUUACAAAAUGCUAAAUUUGGAUGAAAGGCAAUUAAAAGCCUUACACACUCGGGCUAAUUUACGACGAUUUCUUGAGUGUAUCAAUGCAGGCCAUAUAGAGAAGAUUGCAAAAAUGUGUGCCAAAGGAUUAGAUCCGAAUUUUCAUUGUCCUGAAAGUGGCGAGACUCCUUUAACAGUAGCUACUGCAGCUAAAAAACCAAAUAAAUUACUUAUAGCAUUAGUCAAUGGCGGUGCAUUACUUGAUUAUCGCACCAAGGACGGUACUACGGCUCUUCACAGAGCCGUCGAAAAGGACUCACUUGAAGCUGUUACAACAUUACUCGAAUUGGGAGCAUCGCCUAAUUAUAAAGAUAGUCGCGGUAUCACGCCUCUUUAUAUAUCGAUUGCGCGCAAAGGCGAUCCAAAGGUAACAGAAAGCUUAUUACAUGAUCACGCUACUCUGGGUAUUCAGGACACUCAGGGAUGGAACGAGGUGCAUCAGGCCUGUCGACAUGGUCUGGCUCACCAUUUGGAACAUUUAUUGUUUUAUGGUGCGGACAUGGAUGGCCGUAACGCUUCCGGUAACACACCAUUGCAUGUAUGCGCUGUUAACAAUCAAGAGGCUUGUGCAAAAAUGCUUUUAUUUCGUGGCGCACAACGUGCUGCUCUCAAUUAUGCCAAUCAAACUCCCUAUCAGGUUGCUGUAAUAGCAGGAAAUAUGGAGCUUGCCGAAAUAAUACAAAACUACAAAACUGACGACGUUGUUCCAUUUCGUGGACCGCCACGUUAUAAUCCUAAACGUCGGUCGGCUGUGGGCUGGCCUAAUGGCAGCUGUGCAAUUAGUUGUGCUGGUAGCCUAAUGGGCACUCUGUCACGCAAUAGCACUUGUGGCCAUCACGGACCACCAUCACCUUGUCCAUCCGAGCAUAUUCCCUACAGCUCGGCUAGUUCAAGCCUCUCGGAAGGAUCGUCAGGAAAUCGUUCGCACGAGGAUGAUAUCAGCAUUGUAACAGAUAAAUCAAUCGGUGACACUAGUGAUAUCAUCAGCGACUCAUCUGGUGUCGGCACCAACUCAGACUCCGCUGCGUGCUCAAUUGGACAUCCCAGUACCACAGUUGUUUGCAUGGAACCGUACUCUGGAAAUACCACAGGCCAUAUUUCAUUAAAAACAGGUGAUAUUAUCGAAGUAGUUGGAUCUACCGAUUGUGGUCUCCUGGAGGGAUAUAUUCGCGGAUCAAACCAAUCUGGUUUUUUUUCAGCUGAUUGCGUACAGGAAGUGAGCUUACGCCAAAAGAAUAUUAUUAAUUCUUUUGCGCCGGCAAUGCCAACUAGCAGUAGCAAUAAUACCAUAAAUAUUAGCAGUCAUUCGCCUUUUCCGCAGCACUCAACACUGGUGAGUUCAAUGAACAGCGCAACGAACAAACAUCUCUCUCCCCAGCUUAGUAACAGCAGUAGUAAGUUGACAAAUACAGCAAACAACAGCUUGCUAUCGCGCUCCAAUAUAGCUCUUAAUCAAGCCCAUCAAUCGCCUUCAAUGUCAGUAAAUAGCAACUCCUCUGACUCUGCAAUGAAUGCAAGUGAAACAGAUAGUAUGAGAAGAACAGGAAUGUCAAUGGACAAACUCUGUGGAGAAAGAGGCGGUGGAACUCAGACCUCACAAUCAGUCGGGCAAUACAACAGCGCUACGGCUCCUCGAAUAAAGAAAAUGGGUUUUAAUGAGCCGCGCACAAUUGUUUUGCACAGAGCAAAACGUGGUUUCGGUUUCAUUCUUCGUGGUGCUAAAGCUUCGUCGCCACUGAUGCAAUUAAAACCAACGGAACGCUUUCCGGCGCUACAAUAUUUAGACGAUGUAGAUCCGAGCGGUGUAGCUGAUAUGGCAGGCUUACGUCCAGGAGACUUCCUGCUCGCCAUUGGUAAUGAAGACGUUCGAGCAGCCUCUCACGAGAAGGUCGUUGAAAUGAUACGCUCUGCUGGUACACUUGUCUCCAUGACCGUUAUAUCUCCUCAAUUUCCUAAUCAAAUGCAUGCUGCAACACAAAUAUUGCCAAACAAUCGGCAUUUAUCCAGCGGGCCAAGUACACCUCAAGCGCAACAUCGACAAUGUGCAACUUUGCCACGUAAAAUGUCUCUGAGCCCUAACGCUGCAGUUGGAAGCACCAGUGGUGGAGGUAGCGGCAUCAACAGAAUGCCCGCUCCAAUACCCCCACGGCGAGAUCCAAAAACAACUCUAAGUGUUGGACGAGCCCGUGCAAAAUCUAUGGUAGCUGGAUUGGAGAAUGGCGGUGAAAAGGAUGAUGGGGAUAUACCACAUAUCAAAUCGUCAUCCAUAGAAUCUAUAGCAACACCCACACCUACACAUCCUGGAACCCCGGUGCAAUUACGCACUGCUAGUAUUAAAGCCAGACCCACAUCUAGCCGUAUAACUGCCGCAGAACUUGAAGAGCUCUUCCAACGUCAACAGGGUGAAUCAAUGGAUAGUUCGAAUCGCUACUCUACAAUGAUGACCACCUCUCGUUUUCAGUCCGGUACAGAUAGUGGCGCAGCUACACCACCAGCAAUUAUCAAUUCGCCUUCGAAGGCUCCACUCGUUUAUGGCAGUGUUGCUGAAAUGAAGCGUAAAACAAAAAUCAAGAAUGGCACCAUGAGAGCCAAACCAUGUGCCAUACCCAUAGUAGGCGAAACUGGAAGUCAUGAUUUAAAACGAUUCCAUUCAACUCCUGAUUUAAAUACACAUUUAAAUGGAUCAGCUUCAUCGAUAUGGGCAGCAGCAAGUAAGGGCCAUCAUUCGCAAGACGAUGUCGCCAUCCUACAUACAUCAAUGCAGCGAUUAAAUAUGUUACCGCCGCCUACACAUCCCCCACCGCCACCACCAAUUGGGCAAGUAGUCAAAGUGGAGACUCGCAGCACAUCUGAGUAUGAAUCCACACUUUCUCUACAACAAAAGCUUAAAAAGCGUUCGGAAAGUGAUGCCGUCACAUCAGCUGCUAUUGAUGGAAUUCAAUCAAGUUUUAAUCCUUCAGCUAAUGCCAAAAUAUAUGCAUCUCCACAAGAGCUACGUAAUGUAAUGGCAUGGAAGCUCCGACAAUCCCAUGAGAGCCGUCAAAGCCAAAAUGGUAAAACACAACAGCAACAAAACUUAAAAACGCUAGACGCCCCUGAGGCGCAGGCAGAACAACCUACUGCUGUAAAAGGAAAAGCACUUAAGCCAAUUAGUCAAUACGCGCAGCCAACUACUAGUCAUUCCUCGCUACAGCAGCCGCAGCUACAACAACAAACAUCAUAUGACGAAGCUCAACAAAAUGGUAUAGAAGUCAACAAUACAAAUAAUAAUCAUGUGGGUACAGGACCCGCGCCACCAAUACCGGAACCAGACUAUAGUUUUAGUGAGUCGGAUGGCGAGGAUGAGAACUCAAUUUUGGUUGCUAGAAACACCAAAUUAAACGAAAAAAUCACACUUACUGAAGUGCCGGAAACUAGUGCAAAUAGUCAAGCUAGCGGAAGUAGCUCUGGCUCUGCAUCAAUUUCCCACUCACUGUCUGUCGAUGAAAUUCAGAGAGUUCGAAAUAAUUUGAAACAGUCAAAAUCAUCCCCCAACGGUUUCCUUAAAAUUGAAAAUCAACAGAGCGGUGGUGACUCUGAGACACAAAUCAAAUCAGCUGAAGUAGCAACCGAAGAUGAAAGAAAUAAUAAUGAAAACAACGCAAACCAAGGUAAUGAAAUAAAUGAGGAGGAAGCUGAUAACAGUUCAUCAGGUGUUAGUAGUGAUCAAGAAGUCGCUGGCGGUGCGAUCGUAGGGAAAAAGUCUAAAUCCACUGACACUAUUAAGAAGAAACCGAACAGUAAAAGUGUGGAAGAAUCUAAAACAGUUUUAGUUCACCCAAAAGAUGAAACAACUUCGGUGCACAUACAAGCAGAAGUUAGAAGCUCAUCAGCUAGUCUUCGUGAAACUACCAAAAUGAAUACUGCAUCCACUAUGGCAUCGACCAAUAUUAUUGAGAUAGAUUUACAAUCGACAACUAAAACAACCAAACCGAAUGAUGAAAAUCCGGAUACAGUCUCAACGAAGUGUAUACCAUUCACUGUCGCCAGCACAGCCGCAGUGUUUGAAGCUAAGGCAACAACCACCACAGUUACUGUGAAGCAAAUGGUGCAACAGCAACAUGCUCCAGUAAUACAGCAGCAGCAACAACAGCAAAUAUCAGCGAACAAAGCCAAAACCUUGGUUAUCCAAAGUCAACAAUUGAGUGGAAAUAAAGUCCAACAAAGCGCAGCUUGUGGCCGUUUUACUCUUGUGCAGCAGCCUCAUUUAAGUCAACACAUGCCAACACUCACUUCCUCAGUUCUUCCAAUAAGCAUACCGCAACAGCACUUGCAUCCAAAUCAGAAAUUACUUGCCACACAGCAGCAUAUUUUUCUACAACAACAACAACAACAUCAUCAUCAACAACAACAACAACAACAACAACAACAACAAUUGCAUCAGCAGCAUUUACAACAAAUACUAAGGGCAAAAGCAGCGGCCGCUGGCGUCACAGGAACAAAUACAGCGGCCAUUGUUACGAAACAGCAACAGCAACUACACAAAAAUUCGCAACACGGAACGGAAAAUGCAAUUUACGAAUCAGAGUAUGAACAGCGUUCUGAGGACGAAGGCGAUUUAAGCCCGUCACCACCAGCGAAGGGAUUUCAACGCCACAAUUCUUUAACUAGAAAACAAGCAGCUGCAAUUGCUAUGCAACGUGCUAACCGCAGCUCAGCCAUUUCAUUAAUGCAACUUCCUCCACCCAUUGAGGCGGAAAGCGAUCACGAGCUGAGCACAACCGGCGGAAGCAGUAACGGUAGCAGUAACAAUGCACACUUAAACACAGCAAUCCUAAGCAGUGGCAAUCGAACAGUUGUAACAGUACCUCUAGGUACUGAAAACCUUGUAUUAGCCCCACCUCCUCAAUUCUGUGACUGUAACGAUGUCAAACACAUCCCACAACAACACGGGCAUCCCACUGUCACUUCGCAUCAUCAGCAUCACCCCCAGAGCCAACAACAGCAACAACAACUAAAGCAUUUACAACAGCAGCAAUAUCAACUGCAGUUGCGCACACACACACAAAUCCAAGGUGGUGGCGGCGUCAGCGGAAGUGGCAGUAGCACAGCAAGCUUGGGCGGCGUUGUUAAUAACGUGGGUACCAUGGGACGGGUUCGCAAUGUGGGCACGACACCUAAGGCCGCACAUCAUCGAUUACAUUGAACGAAAAGUUUACUUUUGUAUUAGAAUAAACAUCCCAGUUGGAAAAUGGGUAAUGCUGUAUUUUUCGAACAGAAAAAAAUUAAUAAAUUUUAAUGUACGAAACCUUCAUGCAUGCCAAUAUUAGCAAAGUGGUAAUGUGACCUGCUCAUACGUGCACUGUGCCUUUAUUAAAACCUUCUUAACAUUCAUUUUAUACAGCAAAGGGUAAAGCAGAAAGUAAAACGUCAGUCUCUUCAUAUUACUUUCGUUGGGGAUUUGCUGCAUUAAGGGUAAUGUAAAUGGUAAUAUAUUUACGGAGUAACUUGCCUAAUUUCUGCUUUACCAUACAUAACCUUUUCCAAGUGGGAUACCUUGUUUAUGAAUGUAUACACGCAUACAUAUUUAUACACUUCACUCGUAAAAAUGGGGGGCGUAUGACAAAUCUAAGUCUAUCAGGCAUAUAUAUACACAUGUAUAUACAUACAUAUAUGUACAUAUGUUUGUAUGCAUGCAAGUAUAAAAUCGUAUAAGUUUCGAAAAAUAGUCAAGUAAUUAAUAGUUGCAUACAAAACACAUAUAUUUGUGAACUUAUUUUUAAGAUUAUUGUUCACGUCCUCAGUAUUCGCAGAUUAUAAUUUAUAGUAUUAUUUUAUUAAAAUAUUUCUGUAAUUAAUCUAUAACAACGGUCAUAACAUAUACAAGCACAUUAGAUUCCGCUACCAUCAUUAUUUAAGGCAAAAAAAAUGUUUUAAGCUGAAUUUAACAUGAAAAUACAGAAUACAGAAUGUAAUUUGAAAAUUGCUGAAGGAAGUUGUGAAUAUACAUAUGUACAUAUGUAUGUAUAUGAUUAGUGAAUUCGAAUGUCAAUAUUAAAUGAAAAACAAUGAUCAAUAAACCUUACAAAUAAAUAUUGUUGCCACAUAUUAAAAUGCACAUGGGAAAGCUGGGAAUAGUAAAAACACACUAAAUAAAUAUAUGAAGAUAAUACUGAAAA